Molecule: messenger RNA, 2291 nt
Organism: Drosophila navojoa
Lineage: Eukaryota; Metazoa; Arthropoda; Insecta; Diptera; Drosophilidae
Product: proline-, glutamic acid- and leucine-rich protein 1
Biological process (GO): rRNA processing
Cellular component (GO): nucleus
Source: RefSeq, a predicted model, not a curated record
UGUUUCGCAUCUCUAGUACGCACAUGUUUUAAGAAAUGUUUCGAGCCGGUGAUAUAUUCAAAACAAUUGUUCACGCAAAACAAGAGGAUCGAAAUGUCUACCUUAAUAUUGCUGAUCAAAAUCUUCAUGGAGCCAGCACUGAGUCGCAGGCACAAUCAAUCACUGCCCUUCUGUAUAAAACGAAUAGUCGAUCCAUCGGCUUACGAUUCCUUAUUAAAUAUCUAAAUCAAUGCCCAAGUCACAUUUUGAAGGAUAAGGGAAAUGUCUGGUUAACUAUUAUAAUUAGAACCUGUAAUAGUAAGGAAAUUGGGUUAUAUGGAGAACUAAUCUAUGAAGCUUUGGCAUUACUUGUAAUACAAAUACAAGUAGUACCUGAAACUGCGAAAUGGUUUGGGUCGAAUGGCUUAGGAAAAGUUUAUGAAAGCCUUUCGUUUCUGAAUAAUAAGACAACCAUGUGCGUUACGAUUGCAUCACUAAAAGCCGUAAAGCAAUGUUUAAAGUAUUACCCCGGACCCAGUAAGUCAGGAAAGCUUGCAGUCUCGCGAUAUCUUCUAACAAUAGUGGACAGCCGCGAACCCGAAAUUGUCUAUGAAAGCGGAAACUGUUGGUUACAAUUGCAACAAGUACGUGGGAACUCGACCAACGCUAACCAUAGCAACGAUAAAGUUCAAUGGCACGAAUACCAACUCGGCUUGCUAUGUAAUCUUAACGAACUAUUGAAUGAUGCGUUUCCAAAAUAUAAAGAAAAUACCAAGGACUUUGAGAACCAUAAAUUGCAACAUUUUCAUUUGGAAUUACAAGGAGAUCCAAUUGAAAGAGCAGCUCAAGUUUGCACACGAUUCUGCAAUCUCACCGAGUUCCUUAAAAUUGCGUUAAGCCAACCGUAUCCUUCAAAAAAACUGAUUUGUAUAAAGAGAAUUUUGGAUCUUAUUCAACAUGGCUUGGCAGUGAACUAUGGAAAUUGUGAAAGUAUUGACAGUAUGUGCUUUGAGAAUCUUCUACCUCAUAUGCAUACUAAACUAUUGGAGCUUCUGGAAGUUUUAAUCAACAUCUGUCACACUCACCUCAGGCCGCAUUUUCGAUUGAUGUCUAGCAUUGUAUUGGACUCGUUACAAAAAACAAUGUGGUCAACGCCUGAAGGACUUUCGGUCCAGUUAUUUAAUUUACGAAUUCAGGCUUACAAAGCAGCAACAUCAUGGCUAACUACUUUUGCUGAGGGAAGCGGGUGCGACCUAAUUGCUGAACGCCUUGUAAAAAUUGUACUCGAAGAUGUGAUAAUCCGUCGGAGAGACAUAUAUUUGGUGUCUGCUACUCAAUCAAAAAAUAAAUCUAAGAGGAAACAUACUGCAAUGUCAGAAGCAUCGGAAUCACCGUUUCAAAGAGAACUCUUAAUUAAUAAAAAUAAGGAACUUCUUUGUAAGCAAGCAUUAAAAUGUCUGCAAAAGAUUUUGAAUUCCGUUGGUUUACUCUUGAAACCACAACUUUUAAGGAAUAUAUUGAGCACAAUAUUGGAAAACAGUACUCAGAUAUAUGAGAAGCGUGCGUGGAAGGAAUCCGUUUACAACGAGUGGACCUGUCGCCUUGAGCUGUACAAAACUUUAUUUACAUUUAUAAAAUUGAGAAAUAUACCUUGCCCUCCUCCGUCGGAGACUCUUUUGUACAUACUUGAAGAAUCUAGCAAAAAAGACCCAAACUCUGACAUACGAAUUCGUUGUAAAAAUAUGAUCGCUUCAGUUGAAAAAAUAUUACAUCCUCAAAGGGAGAGUUUAAUUUUUAAGAAAGACGAUCAACAGAGAACAUCGACAUUACAAUUGAAUGGAAAUACAAAUUAUGAAAGCGCAUCUGACAUCCAAGAAUUUACUAAUAAUAAUGAAAACACGCAACUAACGGAGGCUGUGCGUUCCACUACCAUUCUUCCCACAGACAAUUUAAGUAAAGAAAUGCCAAGUGCCCCUGUAUCAAAAAGAAUUCGUACGUCCUCGGAAAGUAAAGAUAUUACAAAAAAUAAAAAAGUUGUUAAAGAAGAGGUCUUGGGAAGUCCAGCAAGUAAUAAUCGUGUAAUUCUGCCAAAAGCUGAUGUAAAAGAUCUUCAUGAAAAGAAUGUGGAGGCUCCACGAAUCAAUAGUCCUCUACUCACCCAAAAUAUCUGUUCAAAGGAGUCUACAAAAGAAUCGAGCGAUACUAAGCAUAGCACACCGGAAAGUGUUUCUACUGAAUCAAAACCUAGUAACAGUGAGGACGAUGAUUACAUUGCUGAGUUGCAGGCUGCUUUUGUCGAUGAGUUGAAGUAA